AUGAACUCCAAGACACUCAUUAGCGUGCUGGCUUGUCUCAGCGUCGGUGUUUCUGCUGGACCUUGCAAGCCAGUUACAUCUCAUGCUACCCAGGUUACCUCCGCAACGACCGAACUUUCUACGUCGAUUGAUGUGUCCACCACCAUUUCUGCAUCCGAAGCCGCUUCUACCACUGAGCUGAGCUCUCAGACAACUGAGGCCUCUACUACUGAAGAGUCUACUACUGAGAUCGCAACGACGACUACCGUUGCUGAUACCACCACCGAGGAAGCAACAACAACCACCGGUGCAGCGCAAUGCCCUACCCCCUCGGCUUGCAACAACCUCGGCUUUGACUGGGCAUACUACAGCAACCCUGCCCAAAACACCGACACGACCUACUCCAGCUUCGUGCCCCAAUCCUUCAAACAGACCAAUCCCCUUUACUUCAGCACGACCCGCCAGAUCGGCGGCCUCUUCCAGCCCAGCAGCGGCGCUCAGUCAGCUCCAAUCUACGGCUCUACAACCGAUCUCGCUCUCGAUUACUUCGCCCUUAACCACCACGGUUAUCUCUACAGUUGCGAUGCUGGUACCUACAAGUUUGACAUUCCCUACGCCAACGACGCAGUGUACCUGUGGAUUGGCGCAAAGGCUUACGCUGGUUGGAACUCUGGUAAUGCCGAUGCCAAGGCUCUGUACAAUCAGCCUGAUCACAUUGCUGGCAGCGCACAUUUUGAAGUCGACAUUCCCGCUGGUGUAUAUAUUCCUAUCCGAUUCGUGUAUGGUCAGGCUCAGUAUGGCGGUGGCUUCACCUUCUCCGUCACAGCUCCCAAUGGACAAAUUCUCGUCAGCAAUGACGUUACUGCCAGCCCAUACAUUGUGCAAUACUCUUGCGAUGGCGUUACUGCACCCCAAUAUCCACCUUUUGGCCAGGAGAUUUAG
Fusarium tjaetaba is the source of this 921-nucleotide messenger RNA. Its product is annotated as conidiospore surface protein. The coding region runs from base 1 to 921 and encodes 306 amino acids. The transcript has a single exon. Lineage: Eukaryota; Fungi; Ascomycota; Sordariomycetes; Hypocreales; Nectriaceae. The record is from RefSeq and is a predicted model, not a curated record.